CGGAGCCGAGUCCAGCCACUGGGAGCCGGGUGGGGCGGGGGCGGGGCAAGCUACGAAGAGCGGGGACGCGCCUCUGACAGUGCAAUCAGCGCCGCCUGGUCUCGGGUGGGCCGGGUCAGGGACCCCCAGUGGUGUCGUACCGAUGGGGCUGUGUUUCCCCUGCCCGGGGGAGUCGGCGCCUCCCUCGCCCAACCUGGAAGAGAAAAGAGCAAAGCUCGCAGAAGCUGCAGAGAGAAGACAAAAAGAGGCUGCAUCCCGGGGAAUAUUGGAUGUUCAAUCUGUGGAAGAAAAGAGAAAGAAAAAGGAAAAAAUAGAAAAGCAAAUGGCUACAUCUAGGCCCCCACCAGAAGGUGGCCUUAGAUGGACAGUUUCAUAAAGAAUACCAUGAGUGGAACCGUCUACUGUCAGUAACUUAAUAUCUACAAUCAAGUGGACUCUUCAGUUUAAUUUCUUCUCUUUGAAUAAAUGAAGAUUUAGACUUUGUAAUGUUAGUGCCCUUAAAUGUAGUGCCAAAUCUAUAUUGACUAUAUUGAAACAUUUCUGAUUCUAACACUUAUAAAAUGGCGAGAAUUCUCAUUAUAUCCUCCCCCCCACCCACAUUUGAUCUUCUGCAAAUAGGGAGUGACUUGCUAGCUUUUAGUAGUUACAACAUGCACUUAAAUAUUCACUAUGCAUAUAUGGCUUGUAAAAAUGCUGCAUUCACUAUAAUAUUAAAAUUUGCAAUUAUAUUUUCCUUCCUUUUCAAAUGGAUCUAGUACGAGUUGCACUACUUAGCCUUAUUUCUGUUUCUAUUUCAUUACAUAUAAAAAUUUUAUGUAAACUUACAAAUUUAGUGCCUUUAAACUGAUCAUCAGGGAAAAUCAUGAAAACCCAUUUGAAGGGCUUAUGUAAAGGAACACUAUUAUGUUUUGUAACUAAGUAACGUAUAUUUAUAGAUGAAUGUUGAAUUUCUCCUAAUUUAUUUUCUAUUUCUAUAGCUUAUAAAGUUAAUAUAUUGUUUUACAUUAUAUUUAAGAGGCUUUUUUGUUUGCUAAAUUUAAAAUUUAUAUUAGUUGAUACCAUCAGAGGGCAGUGAUAUACUAUUGUAGAAUGUCAGAUUCAGCUCUAUAAAGAUCUUUAUAGUAACUGAGUUAAACAGAAAAUCUGUACAGGUUAUAAUGAGUGAUUAUUUGUCAAAUUUUUUGAUCAUUUUUGUAUUUAUUAAAGGAUAACUAUAAGAUUUAUACAGAUGUGAAAUUGCCAAGGCAUGCAUGAAUGUAUAAAAGAAAAAUAUAUAGGUACUGUAUUUUAAAAGAUGUACUUAAAACGUAAAAAAUUAGGAGGUAAUUCUGUAUGACGCAUAAUGAAAAACUGGAUCUUGUUUAUUAGGAACAUGACAGCAUCUUUAGUUUUUAUUUUUGUUUUUAAUAUAUAAUAAGCUAAACUAGAGCUCUAAAUAAGAACUUGUAAAUAUUAAGUGCCAAUAGGGGCUUUAAGUUAAAUAGACCAAAUCACUUGAUUUAUAAAAAGGAAACUGAGCCACUAUCUAAUUCAUCCCUCCCACAUGGCUUGUGUUAUAUUACAGUAUAUAAUACAUGUUAAUUUUAAAGAGUUUGAAAUAUAGCACAGUUCUCUUGACUCCUCAUGGAAAAAUCACUUUCUCGUUAUGUUAUUAAAUAUUCUAUGAAUAUCCAGGCAAAACAUAUAGUUACCAGGUUCCCUUUCCUUAAUCUCGAGGAUGAGUAAUAUUUUGCUCAUACAACCUAGUGGAAUGAAAUGACUGAAUUGCAUUUUAGUGAUAAAAAUAUUGACUUUAUCAAAAUAAUUAAUUUUUCCAAGGUAGAAAGGAAAAAGGAUCAUUAAUGGAUGAGUGUAUUAGAACCAGGGCGUAUCUUCCUUGAACUGAACAAAUCCUCCCUUCUAUUUUAUUAUAAUAAGAAAAGUUUAUCUUAAAUUUUAAAGAUUUAGAACUUGUCCACAAAAGUUCACUUCAAGGGGAAUAAUGCUCUGUAUCUAAAAGUAGUUUAUACACAAAUACAAUGCUUAAUUACUGUUGAAAGAUGAAUGAUAUUCAUCUUGGGGGAAAAUGGGAUAUGCUGUUCUUCCCAACCAGGAACUGCCUCCACAAUGUAAUCAGCUUUCCCAGGAAUCACUUGAGUUGCAGGAACUACUGGUGAUUCCCAAGUGCUGAGAUAUUUUGGAAAGAGAAAGAAAGGAGACUGGAUACCUGGUAGGAAACCAGUAAAUGACUACUAAAAAUAAUUCACUUGCAUCCAGACUUUUCCCCUUCAAGUUAUGGAUCUGUUCCUAUGAAAACUUUAAAUGGGGGCCAAUUUCCUUUAAUUUAAUUAGGACAUUAUAAUUCCUAAUAUGCCACCUAAACCCUCAGAAUGCUAAAAUAUAACAACACAGUAAAAUGCAGCAUGUAACUAUCAUGUUGAGAUGUAAAAUGUAUGAACUACUGUCUCUGUUCUACUACUGUUAAUCUAAAUGGCAGCAAAAGGUUGUAUAUUAUUACAUAGCUUUUUGUGAUAUGCUGCAUGUUUUGUAAACAUCCAUAUGUGAUGCUGUCCUUCUACAAAUUAUAUUUGGAAUGUAAUUUCA
Molecule: messenger RNA, 2583 nt
Organism: Oryctolagus cuniculus (rabbit)
Lineage: Eukaryota; Metazoa; Chordata; Mammalia; Lagomorpha; Leporidae
Gene: SVIP
Product: small VCP interacting protein
Biological process (GO): positive regulation of autophagy; negative regulation of VCP-NPL4-UFD1 AAA ATPase complex assembly; negative regulation of retrograde protein transport, ER to cytosol
Cellular component (GO): endoplasmic reticulum membrane
Source: RefSeq, a predicted model, not a curated record